Messenger RNA from Sus scrofa (pig), 2971 nucleotides. RefSeq names its product zinc finger protein 630 (gene ZNF630). Gene Ontology annotation, molecular function: DNA-binding transcription factor activity, RNA polymerase II-specific; RNA polymerase II cis-regulatory region sequence-specific DNA binding. Gene Ontology annotation, biological process: regulation of transcription by RNA polymerase II. The record is from RefSeq and is a predicted model, not a curated record. Lineage: Eukaryota; Metazoa; Chordata; Mammalia; Artiodactyla; Suidae. Gene Ontology annotation, cellular component: chromatin; transcription regulator complex; PcG protein complex.
CGCACGGAGCGUGUUCUGAGUUCCCCAAGCGAAUACAAACUUUAUGUUAAAGUAUUCUUCCUUUUUUCCAGAUGCUUUGGAAGUGAGGUUCCUCAGAGCAGCCUCUGAGGCAGUGCUUCCACUAUCUGGCCUUAGCACGCCCCCUCUCCCCCCACCGGGUUCCCACCGAAGGCCGCAGCAGGUCGCAUCGCCACGCCUUCGCUCAGGAGGUGCCUCUGCUGACGGCCGAGAACGCCCAUUCUCCCGCCCGGGACAGUCGCGGCGCUCCCGAGCCGCACACUGCUUUCGAAGCACCGGUUCCGAAUAUUCUGCCUCGGAAAUAUCACGGGCUCCAAAACGCCUAUUUCCCCUGGCUGGAAUGACAGCCUCCAGAAGCAAUGUGAGGCACUAGCCACUUCCCGGCCGGUACCCGCGUUGCUGGCGCAGAGCGAAUGACGUCAUUUUGUUACUGGCAGAGCUGGGCUCGGCGGAUGGUUCUGAGCGGGCAAAAGCUAAGCGAAUGCGCCAUCCAGACCCACCGAAGAGGGCUGGAAGGGGAAGGGAUUUUCGGGGGAUGUUGAGCCCAUUUGUGCAAGCUGGGAGCCCGGCCUGGCUUGAGAAGGAGCUUUUGGGUCCUGAGAGCAGAGUCAGGGAACCCCUGACAUUUGAGGAUGUGGCUGUGAACUUUACUCAAGAAGAGUGGCAGCAGCUGGACCCUGCUCAGAAGACGCUACACAGGGAUGUGAUGCUGGAGAUCUAUAGCCAUCUGGUCUCUGUGGGGUGUUCAGGUAUAAAACCAGACAUAAUCUCCAAGUUGGAACAUGGAGAGGACCCAUGGAUCAGAGAGAGUGAGUUGCCAAGGUGGACCUACUCAGACAGAGAGAAAAGCCCUGACUCUUUCCAGCAGAUCAUUUCUGGAGAAUUUUCAUUUCAAAGGGAAAUAUUGGAAAGAACCCCAAGGGAUAAUUCAUUGUACUCUAUCUUUAAAGUCUGGCAUAUUGAUGGUCAGAUAUAUAGAUAUCAAGGAAACCAAGGUAGAGCUUUGAGACAAAUCACAAUCUUCAGCCAUGAGACAAUGACCAAGAAUAGAGGCCCUAAAUUUAAUACAUUUGGAAAAAUAUUCAGUGGGUGCAUAGACCUUGAUCCUUCAAGUAAAACACUCCAUCACUUUGAUUCAUGUGAAAAGAGCUUGAAAUCUAAUUUAGACUCACUGACUUGUAAUAGGAGCUGUAUAAGAAAGAACCCCAUUGAGAGAUUUGGAUGUGGGAGACUACCUAGCUAUAGUUCUUCCUGUUAUAUGCCUGAGAAAAUUCACAUCAGAAUGAAAUCCCAUGGACCUAGUCAAUGUGAAAACGUUCUCAGUCAAAAACAAGCCCAUAUUCAGUAUAAGAAAGUUCAAGCUGUGGAGAAACCCAAUGUUUGUAGCGUGUGUGAGAAGGGCUUUAUUAAGAAGUCACAGCUUAUUAUACAUCAAAGAAUUCAUACUGGAGAGAAGCCAUAUAUAUGCGGGGAUUGUGGGAAAGCUUUCAGUGAGAAAUCACACCUCGUUGUGCAUCAGAGGAUUCAUACUGGGGAGAAACCCUAUGAAUGUACUGAGUGUGGGAGGGCCUUCUCCCAGAAGUCACCCUUUAUUGUUCAUCAGAGAGUCCACACGGGAGAGAAACCUUAUGAAUGUUUUGAGUGUCAAAAAGCCUUCUCUCAGAAGUCACACCUCAUUAUACAUCAGCGAGUUCAUACCAGAGAGAAGCACUUUAAAUGCCAUGAAUGUGGGAAGGCCUUCUGUGAGAAGUCCCACCUUAUACACCAGAUAACUCAUACUGGAGAGAAACCCUUCGAAUGUACCGAAUGUGGGAAGACCUUCCCUCGGAAAACGCAGCUUGUCAUCCAUCAGAGAACGCACACUGGAGAAAAACCCUAUAAGUGUAGUGAAUGUGGGAAAACCUUUUGCCAGCAAUCCCACCUCAUAGGACAUCAAAGAAUUCAUACAGGAGAGAAACCUUAUAUAUGUACUGACUGUGGGAAGGCCUUUUCCCAGAAGUCACACCUCACUGGCCAUCACAGGCUUCAUACUGGAGAGAAACCUUAUAUAUGUACACAAUGUGGAAGAGCCUUCUCUCAGAAAUCACCUCUUAUUAUACACCAGAGAAUUCAUACAGGGGAGAAACCAUAUGAGUGUAGUGAAUGUGGCAAAACUUUCUCCCAGAAAUCACCCCUCAUCAUUCAUCAGAGAAUUCAUACAGGGGAGAAGCCCUAUGAGUGUACUGAGUGUGGAAGUGCCUUUUCCCUGAAGUCACAUCUCAUUAUACAUCAGAGAGCUCAUACUGGAGAGAAACCAUAUGAGUGCAGUGAAUGUGGAAAGACCUUCUGUGAGAAGUCUCUGCUAGUUGUUCAUCAGAGAAUCCACACUAGGGAGAAAGCUUCUGAAUCUACUGACUAUGGGAUAACCUUUUCCUGGAAAUCACAGAUGAUCACAUACCAGAGAGUGCCCAUGAGGGAGAAACCCUCCAAAUGCAGUGACUGUGGAAAGGUCUUCUGUCACCAGAGACACUGCACUGGACAUCAGAAUCCACGUAAGAGAGAAACCUUAUAUACUUACUGAUUGCGGGAAGAUUUUUUCCCAGAAGUCAGACUCAGUGUGCAUGGGGAAACUCACAUUGAACAGAAAUCUUCCGGGUACGUUGGACAUGAAAAAAAAUGUGACCAACAUGGGAAAAGAAUCUGAAAGCCAAUGGAUAUGUGUAUAUAUAACUGAGUCACUUUGUCAUACAGCAGAAAUGAUCACAACCUUGUAAAUCAACUAUACUUCAAUAAGAUUAAAAAUUGUGGCACCUCCUUAACUGCAGAAGACUCAAAUAUUCCUAAAUAUGUUUGAUUAUCCUUCUACAGAAUGAUUAUGUUCAGGCCUUUAGAGUGUUUUCAGUACUGUAAAUAUGGGAUGGAUUUGCUCACCCUUAAAGUAUUUCAACUCCCUUAGCAGAAUAAACAUGUCUGG